Molecule: messenger RNA, 3720 nt
Organism: Agrilus planipennis (emerald ash borer)
Lineage: Eukaryota; Metazoa; Arthropoda; Insecta; Coleoptera; Buprestidae
Gene: Ncc69
Product: bumetanide-sensitive sodium-(potassium)-chloride cotransporter
Exons: 18
Coding region: 273-3509 (1078 amino acids)
Biological process (GO): chloride transmembrane transport; sodium ion homeostasis; sodium ion transmembrane transport
Cellular component (GO): membrane
Molecular function (GO): sodium:potassium:chloride symporter activity
Source: RefSeq, a predicted model, not a curated record
UCCAUAAUUCUUGGUUACUAAUUAUCUAUUUUGACCAAUCGAACAUUAUAUUCAGCUGUGUAAUCUACAAUGUGUCACUUACCAUCUAGCCCCCAGGGAGAGUAAGUUUAGGUGCCUACCUGAAAAAAAAAAUAAUAAAAUUAUAAUGCGUUUUAUUAAUAAAUAAGAAUAAAGUAGUAUGAACGAAAUAUAACAGUUUAUCGUGACACAUUUGAAAUGGAACAAUGACAUAAACAAGUAAGUGACAAGAAGUUAGUUGAAAUCAUCAAGAAAUGAGAAAACUUUUGAAAACUGCCCGAAAGAUAAUGGCCGGAGUGAACGACGGGGUUGAAGAUAAAGAAGAGAAAGGUUUAGAAAUGGAAACUUUUGAAAGAUCGAAUGGUACGGAAAAUACAAAACGGUUUCAAGUGAAAAAAGUGAAAAGUAAUGCUUCAGAACAUCGCGUUCGAUUAUCGGAGAGGGAUGAAAAUGCGGGAGAUAGAACGGAAAGCGAGGAUGAAGACACUCACGUCGAUAUCAACGAAAGGACGCGGUUGAAUUCGGAAAAUGACACGAAGUAUGCCAAAAGUUUUAGACAAAUGACACGUGAAGCGUUACCGCGCCUGGACAAUUACAGGAAUAUAAUGUCCUUCCAGGCUGCUAAUCGUCCAACCUUAGAUGAAUUGCAUAAUGCCACGUUAUCAAACAAGUCACACACCCAAAUCGAUAUGCUUAAUGGUACAACAAAUGAGUCAAAAGGUCAGAUAAAAUUUGGGUGGAUUCAAGGGGUAUUGAUACGAUGCCUGCUCAAUAUAUGGGGUGUCAUGCUCUUUCUUCGGCUCUCAUGGGUUGUAGGGCAAGCAGGAAUUGUUCAAGCAACAGCUUUAAUUCUCCUUACAAGUUGUGUAACAACAAUUACAGCGUUGUCCAUGUCUGCCAUUAGCACCAAUGGAUUAAUUAAAGGAGGGGGGACGUACUAUAUGAUAUCCAGAAGUCUGGGCCCGGAAUUUGGAGGAUCUAUUGGGCUAAUAUUUUCACUAGCAAACGCUGUAGCUUGCGCCAUGUACGUUGUUGGGUUUUGCGAAUCGAUGGGCGAUUUGCUGGACUCUUUCCAUGUGAAAUUAGUGGAUGGAGGAGUUCAGGAUAUUCGGAUAAUUGGAUGCGUAACAAUUAUAGUCCUUUUGAUCAUAGUUGUCGUGGGAAUGGAGUGGGAAGCUAAGGCUCAAAACGUACUCUUGGUUAUUCUAUGUGUUGCAAUAUUGGAUUACUUCAUUGGUAGCUUCAUAGGUCCUACCAGUGACGAAGUAAGAGCUAAGGGCUUUCUGGGUUACAACAUAACUGUACUAAAGGAUAAUUUGUAUCCUGAUUAUAGGUUUUCUGAAUCCGACGGAAUCUAUCACAAUUUCUUUUCUGUUUUUGCCGUGUUUUUCCCAGCAGCAACAGGUAUAUUAGCUGGAGCUAACAUAUCCGGAGACCUAAAGGAUCCAUCAAACGCUAUUCCAAAAGGCACAUUGCUAGCAAUUCUGAUAACUACACUUUCCUACAUUUUCAUGGGUUUCGUAGCGGGUUUUUGUGUAGUUCGGGACGCAACAGGAAAUGUUACUGAAUUCCUGGAAGGAACCUUCAGAAAUUGCUCCCCGGGAGAAUGCGCAUACGGAUUACAGAAUAGUUUCCAGGUAAUCGAGUUGAUUUCAUGGGUGGGACCCAUAAUAUAUGCCGGGUGUUUUGCAGCAACUUUAAGUUCUGCUUUAGCAUCAUUGGUUUCAGCCCCGAAAGUGUUUCAAGCUUUGUGUAAGGAUAAACUUUAUCCUCAUAUAGAGUGGUUUGCUAAAGGAUAUGGUCAAAAUAAUGAACCCAUACGAGGUUACGUAUUGACCUUUAUAAUUGCCGUCUGCUUCAUUUUAAUAGGGGAACUCAAUCGAAUAGCUCCAUUGAUAUCGAAUUUCUUUCUCGCAGCGUAUACACUCAUCAAUUUUUCGACCUUUCAUGCUUCUUUGGCAAAACCAGUUGGUUGGAGGCCCACCUUUAAGUAUUACAACAUGUGGCUGAGCUUAAUGGGUGCCAUUUUAUGCGUACUCGUAAUGUUCUUGAUAUCGUGGUGGACUGCCCUGGUUACCUUUUCAGUUGUACUUGCCCUUUACCUCUUCGUUUCGUAUCGGAAACCCGAUGUAAACUGGGGCUCGACAACUCAAGCCCAAAUAUACAGAAACGCACUACAGGCUGCACAUCAACUCAACAACAUUGAAGAGCAUGUCAAAAACUACAGACCUCAGAUACUAGUCUUGUCUGGGAUGCCAAGCGCCAGACCAGCUCUGGUGGACUUUUCUAGCCUUUUGACCAAAAACCUUUCGAUGUUGGUUUGUGGACAUAUCAAUACAAGCGUGUUACCGGAACGAGUAAGGGCAGUCUUGAAUCACAAGGCAACGUCUUGGUUGAAGACGCACAAACUGAAAGCUUUCUACAUGCAGGUGGACGGCACUACUUUUGAAGAAGGUGCAAAAGCCCUCCUCAAAGCCUGCGGAAUUGGAAAGUUGAGGCCCAACAUUCUUCUUAUGGGACACAAAAACGACUGGCAAAAAUGUUUGAAACAGGAUUUAGAUAUGUACUUUGAAGUGCUACACACGGCACUGGAUCUGCACUUGGCAGUUGCCAUCUUACGGCUUCAGCAGGGUUUGGAAUUGAGUCGAAAGGCUCCCGGGGAAGAGGAGUUUCAAAGUUCGAAAAUACGAAGUAACAGUUACGAAUCAGUUCCAAGAAACAGGUCCUACGAUCAACUUUCGCAAAUUAGCAGUACCAGUAAUUUUUCCACUCCGGAAGCAAGAAAGAAGGCAGAUACUGUAAGCUCGCGUCCUAAUCCUGCUGAGGAACCUCAGAAGAAAUUAUUGAAAUCUUCUGAGUUUCUUCAUUCCGUGAUGGAAGAUAAUAAUGAUUUACCGAAAGAAGUUGCGAGUCAAAUGUUCCAGUUCCAAAAGAAACAGAAACGAGGAACAAUAGACGUUUGGUGGUUAUACGACGAUGGGGGUUUAACGUUACUGCUUCCAUAUAUCAUGAGAACAAGAAGGAAUUGGAGCACAUGCACCCUGAGAGUAUUUACGCUAGCGAAUAAGAGGAAUGAAUUGGAAGUCGAACAAAGGAAUAUGGCCAGCAUGUUGGCCAAAUUUAGAAUUGACUAUUCUGACCUCCAAAUAGUACCUGAUAUUACUAAUAAACCCACGGAAUCUACACAGCAGUUUUUCGAUUCGCUCAUUGCUGAUUUUCGAGAAUCUAAUAAAAACCCUGACGCGGCGACGAUAUCAGAUUCAGAACUACUAUCAAUGAAGGAGAAAACGAAUAGGCAUCUUCGAUUACGUGAACUCCUUCUGGAGCACUCUCAUGAUGCAAGCUUUAUUGUUAUGACACUGCCCGUACCUCGAAAAAAUGUGAUAUCAGCACCUUUGUAUUUAGCCUGGUUGGAACUGUUGACAAAAGACAUGCCACCAUUUCUUCUCGUACGCGGAAAUCAGACAUCAGUUCUAACAUUCUACUCAUAAUUUAUUAUAAUUUGUAAUUUAUUUACCUCAACAUCCCAACAAGAUUACAAUAUUAAUGUUUAUUUAUAUGUAUUAUGCUACAGUACCUAAUAUAGCCAGUAUUAAUGAAAAGAGGGAUUAGAUAAAGAUAAAAUACUAUGAUAAUUUUAUUUAAUAUGACAAUAGUCCAUUGUAUAAAGAGAAAUUUACUAAUAUAUAACAUUAAACUAAC